AUGUCUCUCUACUUUGAUGCGGUCAAUAUCCUGACCGAGCCAUCAUCUGGGGGCUCUUUCAAAUCCCGCAUCUACAGUUCACGGAAUCUUCGUGCACCUCCGGCCCAGAUCUAUGCCUUGAUCAUUGAAACGUCUAAAUGGGACCGCGUUCUCGCUGAAAUAAUCGAGAAGACCGAUCUUCUUCGUUUGGAGCGCAAGUUGAAUCCCCUGCUCGCUUUACUUUUGGUCCAUGACCAUCUCAUCGCUAAGAAGGGCAUCGCAGCUCCUACAGCGCAUGUGCUCCGCCAAGCUGUUGAGCGACACAAAGUCCGACUGAGAGCCGAGUUUGUAAAGGCGCGGGUUCGCCGAGGGUGCGCUUCAGUGGAACAAUUGAAGACGGCAGUCAUGCGGGAGAAGCGGGAAGCAAGCGGCACCGACGAUUUUAUUUACCCACGCUGGGUGCGGAUCAAUAAUAUUCUUACUACCUUCGACGACCAGAUGCGCACUACGUUCUCAUCCUAUCGAAAAGUCGAGUCGCUAGCGGACCUAGCUCCAGAGGAGGAUAACCGAGACGCGCGAAAACUGCUGUAUAUCGACCCUCACAUCCCGGACUUGGUGGCAGUCCCUUAUGGAGCUGAUUUUACAACAUCUUCCGCGUAUAAGAACGGAGAGAUUAUUCUGCAGGACAAAGCUUCAUGUUUUCCGGCUUACUUGCUUCUGGGCGAUCGUGGACUUGAGAAUCCUUGGGAUGGCGAUCUUGUGGACGGAUGCGCUGCACCAGGCAACAAGACCACACAUAUGGCGUCGCUUUUAGCAAAACAACGACAAAAGAACGAAGCUCGGAAACAGGUCUUUUGUAUGGAUGCAUCUAGGGUGCGUUCAAAAACGCUGCAGAAGAUGGUCUCGUUGGCAGGUGCCGAUCCUAUCGUCACAGUUCUACAGGGCCAGGAUUUCCUAGCUCUCGAUCCAACAGAAGACCGCUUUGAGAAUGUUUCAGGUCUCUUGCUUGAUCCGAGUUGUUCAGGAAGCGGAAUUAUUGGUCGAGACGAUGUUCCUCAGCUGAUUUUACCCAAAUCUACCACACUUCCGCCCUCCAAGCAUGGGAAGAAGCGUAAGCGUCAAGAGAAGGAGGAUGAUCAAGAUGAGCAAGAGACAAAAUCGACGGUAGUAGCUUCGAGUAUUUCGCCCUCAGACGAGAACGACAUUCCCGCCGAUGCGGUUGACCAGGAGCGGCUCACAAAGCUAUCAAAUGUGCAGGCAAGGAUUGUGGAACACGCUCUUAGUUUUCCCCGCGCAACCCACGUCACUUACAGCACAUGUUCCAUUCAUUUGAUCGAGAACGAGGCUGUCGUAGAGCGGGUCCUGAAGACCAAAGUCGCUAGAGAAGGCGGAUGGCGUCUGUUGCGACGGGAAGAACAGGCCGAGGGAUUGCGCAAGUGGGAGCAUCGCGGUGUCCGCGUUGACCGAGUCACAGAGGGAGCGGUCGAAUCAGAUCUUACAGUUGAUCUCUCAGAUGAGGCCUUGGAAGCCUGUGUGCGAUGCUGGCCCGGUGAUGCAGAAGGCCUGGGUGGAUUUUUCGUCGCUGGUUUCGUUCGCGAUCUGGGUAACGCUACUCCGGCCGUUAAAAUAAAAGAGUCCGAGGACAGCAGUGAGGGUGGUAGCGAAGAUCCAGAAGAAUGGGAUGGUUUCUCUGAUUAA
Penicillium taxi is the source of this 1677-nucleotide messenger RNA. RefSeq names its product rRNA (cytosine-C5-)-methyltransferase RCM1. The transcript is spliced from 2 exons. Gene Ontology annotation, biological process: rRNA base methylation. Bases 1 to 1677 code for a protein of 558 amino acids. NCBI's taxonomy places the organism in Eukaryota, Fungi, Ascomycota, Eurotiomycetes, Eurotiales, Aspergillaceae. The record is from RefSeq and is a predicted model, not a curated record. Gene Ontology annotation, cellular component: nucleolus. Gene Ontology annotation, molecular function: methyltransferase activity.